Messenger RNA from Moneuplotes crassus, 2291 nucleotides. The record is from the annotation of a GenBank genome assembly. NCBI's taxonomy places the organism in Eukaryota, Ciliophora, Spirotrichea, Euplotida, Euplotidae.
UUCUUUUGAAGAGAUAUAUAUUUAUUUAAUAAAGUUUAACACUUAGAGAAAUGGCUGAAGAAGAGCUCAAUUUCAAAGAGUCCAUGAAGACCAUUACCAAAUUUAUUGACAAUCUCUAUGUCUUUUUCGAAACAGGAGAGAUGAAGAAAGAACAUUCCCCAUUUGUAGAAUGCUACACAAUUGUUUAUAAGCUCGCAGAUCACAAGGACCAUGCUUCUGAGUUAUAUGAAUUCCAUAAGAAGACCAUGAGGAACCAUCUGAAAGAUGCUUGUAUUAAGAUUGGAGAUUUACAGAGUGAGCCCUUGCUCAGAGAGUAUAUCAGACAGCUGGACAACUUCACUAUCCUCGCAAGAUGGCUCUCAAAGGUGUUCAAUUAUAUUGACAGGUACUAUCUGAUGUUCAAUCAGCUGGAUUCCACCUCCCUGGUUUCUUUGAAGACCUUCAGAGAGGUUGUCUUCACUGACAUCAGGAAGAAGCUUCUUGAUGCUCUGAUGGAUGAAGUCACUAAGCACAGAGAACUUGAAGAUGUCAACUGGGAUACCCUUCACAAGACUAUUGAGACCUUUAUCAACGUUGGUUACAAGAAAGAUGUCAAGCUCAAGAAGGUAGGAGAGAUCUUCCAAUGGACUGGAGAAAAGAACCUCCAGGAAUACGACGAAAUGUUUGAAAAAACGUUCUUAUCUAAGACUAAAGAAUACUAUUCUGUGAAAUGCAACGACUGGCUUCAAUCCCUCAACUGUCCAGAGUUCAUCAACAUUGCUCUUGAGAAGCUGGACAUGGAGGAGCAGAUUGCUGAAGAGCAUAUGGAUCCAAAGACCAAAUCUAAACUCAAGCAGACUCUUGAUGAUGUGAUAGUUGAGCAGCAUGCUCAAAAUGUUAUUAAUAAGGAGGGAACAGGAUGUAAAGAAAUGCUCAAGAACAACAAAUUAGAUGAACUCUCAAAGAUGUACACUCUCUUCUCCAGAGUCGAUUCUACUCUCAAGUAUAUUCUUCUUGAAAUGGGACCUUAUAUUGAAUCAAGAGGCCAAGUUGUGAUCAAUGAUGAGGAAUUACAGAAGGAUCCAGUAAAAUUCACCCAGAAAUUACUUGAGUUGAAGAAGGAGAUGGAUGAAAUUGUAAUGAACUGCUUUAAUAAUGACCCUAAAUUCAACCAGACUAGAGACAAGUCUUUCCUAAAUUUCAUGAAUAAGUUCUCAGAGACACCACAGUACAUGGCCGGGUACUGCGAUCAUCUUUUCAAGAGUGGAAUCAAAGGAAUGAGCGAAAGCGAGAUUGAAGAGAAUCUUGAUGCUGUCAUUAGACUGUUUAGGUGCCUUCAUAACAGAGAUAUCUUCAUUAAGGCAUACACUAAGCACCAGGCUCAAAGACUAUUGAACAAGACUUCUCUGAAUACUGAUGCUGAGCAGUCAAUGAUCUCUAAGCUAAAGAUUGAGAGUGGUUUCAAUACUAUUCAGAAAUUGUCAAGAAUGUUUACUGAUAUGGAACUCUCAAAGAACACUAUGGAAGAUUUUAAGAAAAAGAACGGUGGAACUACCGAGUUCAAAGGUGUUAAUAUCAAUGUUGAUAUCCUAACAUCAGGAAUUUGGCCAGAGCAGAAUGUACAUCCAUGUAAACUCCCAGGAGAACUGUCUCAUUGUGCACAAAAGUUUAGUUUAUUCUAUAAGGAUAAGCAUAGUGGAAGACACUUGUCGUGGUUGUAUAACUCUUGUAAUGCUAUAAUGAACACAUUGACAUUUGCAAAGACUUAUACACUUACAGUUUCUUGUUACCAAGCAGUGAUCUUAUCUUUGUUCAAUGAACACCAAAAAUUGACCGUAGGACAAGUCAAAGAGCUGAGUGGACUCCCUGAGGCAGAGCUCACCAGACAACUCAAACAAUUGUGUAACCCAAAGAUGAAGCUCAUUUCUAAAGACAAGCCAAAAGUGCCAAAGUUUACUCCUGACGAAGGGUUGGAAGUGAACCCUAAGUUCAAGUACAACCUUGUAAAGGUGAACUUCAUUCCAAAAACUGCUCAUAAGAAGAAAGACCUCAAGAAGAAGACGGAUAUUGAGAACCAAGUGGAGGAAGAGAUCAAGAGUGAAAGAGCUCUCGUCCUGGACGCCAUGAUUGUGAGAAUCAUGAAGGCAAGAAAGAAGGAAAGACACACAGAGUUGAUCACUGAGGUCAUCAAGCAGGUCUUCCUCUUCAAGCCACAACCACAGAUGAUCAAGCAGUCUAUUGAGAGACUUAUUGAGAAGGAAUACCUUGAAAGAGAUGAUAAUGACAGGCAGGUUUAUAUUUAUAUUCCAUAA